UCAAUGGAAGAAAAAUCCUAAACAAAGUCAAUGAAUGUUAGGUUUUAGUCCUAUAUAUAUUGUUCUAUUCUUUCCAACGUUAAUUCUCAAUAAAUCAUUCACUCGAUUCCAUUUUGUAUUAUUAUUCGGAUUAAUCCUUUGUUCACUCUUCUUAAAUUCUUCUUUUUCUUUUCCUCUCGCUUUCUUUCCGUAUUACUCACCUUCUUUAUUUCGUUUUUUUUUUUGUUUUUUCUGUUUUGUGAUCGAGCCUGAUAUGGAUUUCAUCGCAACCCUUCAUAAUCAUAAUAAAAAUUAUUACUUCUUCUUUGAUUUCAUCUAUUGAUUGCAAUACCAUUCCAAGCCUUCCGGGGAGAAAUACAAAGAUAUCAUCAUAUUUUUAUUAAGCGAUCAGAGGAACCCAAGAAAAAUGGAGAAUUCGGUAGGAUUCAUGACGGUUUUUGCUGUGUCAGGAAGCGUGGUUCUUGUUGCUCUGCAAGCUCAUAAGCGUCUUCUCUCUGAUUUCAUGAAAAAAGUUGAAUUAGAAUUAGGAACUGCUGCUGGUGUAGGUAAAGUUCAACAAAAGAAGAAAGUCCAUUUUGCGGAUGAUGUAAUCGAGCCAUCAUCCAAUAAUAAAGAAUAUCGAAAGCAGCGAUCUAGAUUGAACAUGGAUCGAUCAAGUUCUCUGUGCAAUAGUCAAUGCAGCCAAAUGAUAAACGUCCCUGAUGAAGAUAAAAUUCCAGAGAAUAGACGUGCAUUGUACAAAGGGAUUGUGCAGUCUAAGAUACUCAAGGGAAAUAUGGUUUCAGCUGUUGUCUAAUGCUUCUUCUAUUAACAACGAUCCAGUGUAAAUAAAAUCAAUCUAUUAAGAUAUGUAGGCGUGUGGAUUUGGAAAUGGGCUACUUUUUUUUUUCCUGUAAAGGGCACCUCUUUUUGUUUGGAGUCCUGGCGUUUAUUUUUGGAAUGCCUUUGUGAUGAAGAGUUGUAUGUAAGUUAUACACAUUAAUUGUAUGUUGAUUUACUUUUAACUGA
Messenger RNA from Papaver somniferum (opium poppy), 1008 nucleotides. RefSeq lists its product as uncharacterized. The record is from RefSeq and is a predicted model, not a curated record. NCBI's taxonomy places the organism in Eukaryota, Viridiplantae, Streptophyta, Magnoliopsida, Ranunculales, Papaveraceae. Bases 407 to 796 code for a protein of 129 amino acids. The transcript has 2 exons.